Molecule: messenger RNA, 637 nt
Organism: Mauremys reevesii (Reeves's turtle)
Lineage: Eukaryota; Metazoa; Chordata; Testudines; Geoemydidae
Gene: TRAPPC1
Product: trafficking protein particle complex subunit 1
Exons: 5
Coding region: 47-421 (124 amino acids)
Biological process (GO): endoplasmic reticulum to Golgi vesicle-mediated transport
Cellular component (GO): TRAPP complex
Source: RefSeq, a predicted model, not a curated record
AAGCCGGCGGGGCGGGGCGAGCGGCGGCGGAGCAGCCGGGGCCGAGAUGACGGUGCACAACCUGUACCUCUUCGACCGCAACGGGAUCUGCCUGCACUACAGCGAGUGGCACCGCAAGAAACAGGCCGGCAUCUCCAAGGAGGAGGAGUUCAAACUCAUGUACGGCAUGCUCUUCUCCAUGCGCUCCUUCGUCGGCAAGAUGAGCCCCGUCGACAUCGGCCUGAAGGUCGUCAUGAACACGGACCUGGGCGUGGGGAACAUCCGGGACGUGCUCCACCAGAUCUACAGCAACAUCUACGUGGAGUUCGUGGUGAAGAACCCGCUGUGCAGCCUGAGCGAACCCAUCCAGAGCGAGCUCUUCCGCGCCAAGCUGGACGGCUUCAUCCGCGGCCUCCCCUUCUUCUCGGCCCGGGCCGGCUGAGCGCCCCCCCGGCCCCCCAGCUGGCCCCCGCCGCGCUGCCCCCCAGCCCUCCGGACACGACACGGGGCUGCCCCCGGCUCACCCCCACCCUCCCCCUUUGCAGAUCAGACGGGCUGGCCCGCCGGGUGAGCCCACGUCCACAAUUCCCUGCAGGCUGGGGCACCCCCCUACCCACCCAGGGGUCCAGCUGGGGGGGGCUUGCUCAGUCUGGGAGGG